This is a messenger RNA of Alligator sinensis (Chinese alligator), 2288 nucleotides long. RefSeq names its product pleckstrin 2 (gene PLEK2). NCBI's taxonomy places the organism in Eukaryota, Metazoa, Chordata, Crocodylia, Alligatoridae. Gene Ontology annotation, biological process: actin cytoskeleton organization; intracellular signal transduction. Gene Ontology annotation, cellular component: plasma membrane. Bases 84 to 1151 code for a protein of 355 amino acids. The record is from RefSeq and is a predicted model, not a curated record. The transcript is spliced from 9 exons.
UAAAAAUCUUGAGUGCUGAGAGACAGGUUAGGACUGCUUCAGAGCUUCUUGGCAAACGCUCAGCCUGCUUACCUGGGGCCAGGAUGGAAGAAGCAAGUGGAGUGCUGAGGAAGGGCUUCCUCGUUAAACGGGGUCACAUUGUCCAUAACUGGAAGGUAAGGUGGUUUGUUCUGCUGCAGGACAAGCUGCUAUAUUAUAAAAUUGAAGGAGGCAGGAAGGAACCAUCUCCAAAGGGCAGGAUCCUCUUGGACGGUUGCACUAUCACUUGCCCGUGCCUGGAGUAUGAGAACAGACCGCUGGUAAUUAAGCUGAAGACAAAAACCAACACAGAAUAUUUCCUAGAAUCUUGCUCCAGGGAAGAACGGGACUCUUGGGCUUUGGACAUUACAGGAGCCAUUCAUGCUGGGCACCCAGUGCAGGUUCAACAUCUUCACAGAAUGAAGAACUCCUUCAAACUACCCUCAAACAUCAGUCUUAACCACAUUGUGGACAAAAUGCAUGACAACAGUUGUGGAAUUAAAAUGACCCCCAAUGUGGAACAAGGCAACACAUACAAGGAGACCUUCACAGGUUCUGCAGUGGUGGACUGGCUGAUCUCCAACAAUUUUUCUGCCUCUCGACUUGAGGCAGUCACACUUGCUUCCAUGCUGAUGGAAGAAAACUUCAUCAGGCCUAUUGGAGCCCGAAGCACUGAAGCCAUGCGCAGUGGCAAUCUAGCUGAACAGUUCCUAGAUGACUCCACAGCACUGUACCUGUUUGCUGAAAGCUAUAAGAAAAAGACCAAUUCUAAGGAAGACAUGCACCUCAGCAUCCUGGAAUUAAGUGGAACAAUUGUAAAACAAGGAUAUUUAGUAAAACAGGGGCACAAAAGGAAAAACUGGAAGGUCAGGCGCUUUGUUCUGAGGGCUGAGCCUGCUUUCCUGCACUACUAUGACCCCACCAAGGAAGAAAACAGGCCAGUUGGUGGAUUUUCUCUCCGCAGCUGCCUUGUCUCAGCCCUGGAGGACAAUGGAGUCCCAACGGGAGUGAAAGGGAAUGUGCAAGGCAACCUCUUCAAAAUAAUCACCAAGAAUGACAUUCAUUACUACAUCAAAGCCAGCUCCAAAGCAGAGCGAACACAGUGGAUUGAGGCCAUCAAGCGACUGACAUGAACCAAGUGGACUCUCCAUACUAUAUGGAGAACGGGUGAAUGAGUUGCAUUCAACAGUAAAUUUGCUGCUGUCUUCACCUGGGAGCAUUAUUCAAUCUUGGAUGGUUUCUUAUUAUUUAUUAUUUGUAUGACUAUAACAUCUUGGAGACCCAGGCUUGAAGCAGGUGCUGGGUACUGUACAGACAGAACAAGAUUGUCCUUGCCCGACAGAGCUUACAAUCUAAGUUAAGGGAAAGAAAUGACAGAUGGAUAUGAACAGAUAUGAGUGUAUGAAGAGACAAUAUUAUGAGAUGAAAGAAUGAAUCCUGUCAUCUGAAUAGUCACCCUGUAUCUGGCAGAUCUAUAUUGUGCUCCACCUCAAAGCAGAAAAGCCUUAUUGGUUCUCCUUUGCUAUGAGACUUGUAAAUUGCAGUAGUUGGUGCUUACUGCGCUGAAUGACAAAAGCAAGGCCUGUGGGUUGACCAGAGCCAACACAAGCUCUGGGCUCCAAGGCCACCUCCCUUAAGAUAACAUUAAGUAGUCUUAUUCUGAGUGCACUUUGAUCAACACACUGGAAUAAACUAAAGGUUCAGUUAUCAAUCUGUACCAGUAUUCAGUUUCUUACUAGGCUGGAAAAGAUCCAACGUUCCUUUAAUCCAGGGGUGGGCACAAUAUGGCCCGUGGGCUAGAUCUGGCCCACCAAGGGAUUCUAUCUGGCCCAUGGUGGGUCCCUCAGCCCCACCCAACUUGGGCAUGGUGGGCAGCCUCAGCCAUUGUGCAUGCAGCUGGUCCCACCGCCUCCAGGCGCACAGUGGGGCGGGGACAAGGGUGGCACAGUGCCCAGACUUGGCUUCCUGGCAAUCCCCAUGGUGGUGGCUCACUUUGCCCAGCUUCCACUGCCAAUAUCUCUGCUGCCGCUGGAUGCAGCCCCACUGCCUGAGCGCCUCAGGCCCAUCCCCCCCACACCCACUGAUGGGGUCACUGGACAGAGCAGUCAGGCAGGCAGGAAGGGUCUCCAUGGAGACUGGCCCGGGACCCCCACAAACAGGGCGUGCUUGCCCAGGUGGAUGGGAUGGGAUGGGAUAGGAUGGGAUGGGGCAGUGAGUGUGCAGGGAGUGGCAUCCGGGAUGGGCAGGCAGGGCCAGGAUCAAGAGGUGGU